ACCUUCUCAAUCAGGAAGUAGAGAAAACAACUAGCGGGGAAUAAGUUGGAUAAAAUCCUGUAUUUCCGUCGAUUUGACGCGAGUCGAGGUUCGACAUCUUCUGGUGUGUUCAGGGUUCGGACUGGGACGAAGCAAAGCCAAGAAAAGGUCAUGGAGAGCAUUUGCCCGUGCUAGAAGUACAAUAUCAGACACAGCCAGCAGCACAGGGUUGGCAGUUUGGGCUGUAGCAUAUGUCAUCUACUGUAGUGUGGUCAUGUGUGACACUGUAGUCUGAUGCCCACCCUCCCCUCAGCGCUGGCCAUGGACGGGGAGAACUACCUGCAUCCAGAAGGCCCUCAGCUGGACAGCAACUUGUUCUCUGUAGCCUCCUCUAACAUGGAGAGUUCGCUAUUUGGCACCUCUGGAUCCUGGAGGUCCUUCUCUCAGCAGGCGGGAUACGGCGUUCACUGCCCUAUGCAAUCUGGAAACCAGCAAUACCACUUGAACAGCAGCAGCGCUACAACCGCCACUACGCCGGAUGUGCAGAUUGACAUGUACUCUGCAUUCUCCGACAUGGAUUUCUCCUGCCUCAAUCUCCCCAGGAAUGGUGACUUCUCCCAGGAUCUGUCCUGCAUCGAUGACCUCUCUACAAACUCCCUGUUCUCCUCUCCGCCCGAUUCAUUGUCAGAGUAUACUGAUGCCCAUUCCUUCAUCAGCACAGACAACCUGGACACAGUGCCCACACUCUGGGACGUCAGCACUAGUACCACUCAUGCCACCACCACACCAGCACAGAGCCAGCUGGAGCUGAAAGGCUCCGGCAGGUUUCAGGGCUUGGCCAGUUUGGAUGAUAUUACUGCUAUAAUCAGCACUCCACCUUUAGGAGGAUUCCAGGUUCAGACAACCCAGUCGCCACCGGAGGAGGAGGAGGAAGCAGAGGAUGAUGAUUCAGAGGAACUGGGCCAUGUCGACACGUAUGCAGAGUACAGACCUUCCAAAUCCACAAUAGGAAUUUCCCAUCCUGACAUAGUGGUGGAGACCAACACACUGUCCAGUGUCCCUCCUCCAGACAUCACAUACACUGUGUCAAUCCCAGAGAAUACCAUUAACAGUGGCCUGCUGUCCGCCCUACAGCUUGAAGCCAUCAUCUACGCCUGCCAGCAACACGAGGUCAUCCUUCAGAACAACCAGCGAGCAGGCUUCCUGAUUGGAGAUGGAGCCGGUGUUGGGAAAGGACGCACUGUUGCGGGAAUCAUCCUGGAAAACUACCUUAAGGGAAGGAAAAAAGCACUAUGGUUCAGCAUAUCCAAUGACCUGAAAUUUGAUGCAGAAAGAGAUCUCAAAGACAUAGAUGCACCGAAUAUUCCUGUGCAUGCCUUAAACAAAAUUAAAUAUGGAGACACAGCUACCUCAGAAGGAGUCCUCUUUGCAACGUACUCCGCGCUGAUUGGCGAGAGUCAGGCGGGAGGGCAGCACCGCACGAGGAUUAAACAGAUCCUGGAUUGGUGCAAGCCUGAUUUUGAUGGAGUUAUUAUUUUUGAUGAAUGCCACAAAGCCAAGAAUGCCACAUCAACAAAGAUGGGGAAGGCAGUGCUUGAUCUGCAAAACAAGCUGCCACGGGCCAGAGUAGUGUAUGCCAGUGCCACAGGUGCCUCUGAGCCAAAGAACAUGAUCUACAUGAGCCGCCUGGGUAUCUGGGGUGAGGGUACGCCCUUCAGGACCUUUGAUGACUUCCUGCAUACUAUUGAGAAGAGAGGCGUGGGUGCCAUGGAGAUUGUUGCCAUGGAUAUGAAAGUGAGCGGGAUGUACAUAGCCAGGCAGUUGAGCUUCUCAGGGGUGUCUUUCCGCAUUGAAGAGAUCGGACUGGACAGCGAUUUCAAGCUGGUCUACAAUAAAGCUGCCAAACUGUGGGCAGAGGCGCUUCAAGUCUUCAUGCGUGCCGCCGACGAGCUGGGCCUGGUCAGCAGGAAGUCUCUGUGGGGGCAGUUCUGGUCGUCUCACCAGCGCUUUUUCAAAUACCUCUGUAUCGCUGCCAAGGUCCGCUGCCUGGUAGAGUUGGCCAAGAAAGAGCUGGAGGCAGGAAAGUGCAUCGUUAUUGGCUUGCAGUCCACUGGAGAGUCACGUACCCGAGAAGUCCUGGAUGAGAAUGAUGGGCAUCUUGACAGAUUUGUCUCUGCUGCAGAGGGAGUGUUCCACUCCCUUGUGAUGAAACAUUUCCCUUCUGAGAAACAGCGACGAGAGAAAGCACCCGGGAAUAAGAGAAAACGUAAGCCUCGCGGUCGGCAGCCCAAGGUCCCCAAGCACACGGUGGAUAGUGGCGGUGUCAUCAACAUCAGCGACGACAGCAGUAGCGACUCUGACGGCAUGGACACAGAUUCCAACUCCUCGCCGGACUCGCUGCUGGACAAUGAUGAUGUCAUCUUUGUCAACCACACGAGCUGCCAGACUGUCAGGAUAGAGGAGAUGAAGCAGGGUCUCCUCAACAAGAUAUCACAGCUGGGAAAAGAACUACCUCUCAAUACCCUGGACGAGCUCAUUGAUAAGUUUGGAGGGCCGGACAAAGUCUCAGAGAUGACUGGUCGCAAGGGCCGCGUGGUGCGGCGUCCUGAUGGCAGCGUCCGCUACGAGUCACGUGCCGAGCAGGGUCUCACCAUUGAUCACAUCAACGUCAAGGAGAAGGAUCGCUUCAUGGGGGCAGAGAAGCUGGUGGCCAUCAUCUCCGAGGCAGCCAGCUCUGGAAUUUCCCUGCAGGCGGACAAGCGAGUGAGGAAUCAGAGGCGCCGUGUCCACAUGACCUUGGAGCUGCCCUGGAGCGCCGACAGGGCCAUUCAGCAGUUUGGCCGUACUCAUCGGUCCAAUCAAGUGACUGCUCCAGAGUACAUCUUCCUGAUCUCGGAGCUAGCUGGGGAGAGACGUUUCGCCUCCAUAGUUGCAAAGAGGCUAGAGAGCCUGGGUGCGUUAACGCAUGGAGACAGAAGAGCCACAGAGUCUAGAGACCUGAGCAAGUACAAUUUUGAGAACAAGUAUGGUACCAAGGCUCUGGAUAAAAUCACCAAAGCAAUCCUCGGCCACAUACAGAAUAAGGUGCCUGUACCCAAAGGUUAUCCCGGAGGCGACGCCAUGUUUUUCAGAGAUAUGAAACAUGGAAUGAUGGAUGUGGGCAUCUUCUGUAGGGAGUCACGCUUUGGGAUUAGUACAGAGAAAGACUGUAGCAUCACCAAGUUCCUAAAUCGCAUCCUGGGCCUGGAGGUCCACAAGCAGAACCAUCUCUUCCAGUACUUCACCGACAAUUUUGACUACCUAAUCGAGAAAGACAAGAAGGAGGGCAAAUAUGACAUGGGCAUCUUAGAUCUGGCUCCAGGUAAUGAUGAGAUUUAUGAGGAAAAGCAGGAAACCUUUUUGACAGUCGGAAACCCUCAGGAUGGACAGGUGGUUCUUUACAAGAUCAGUGUGGACAGAGGUAUGCCUUGGGAUGAAGCCUACAACAGGUUUCUGAAUCUCACCGGUGCUGAUGAGGGCUUUUAUUUGUCCCACAAGCUCCGAGGGAACCAACCGUGUGUGCUGCUAGCCGAGCAAGGGAGAGGCAAGAACUUCAUCGUAUACAAGCCCAACAUCGGCAAGCAGACUCACCCAGAGAGCCUUGAUAACCUCCAACAACGCUAUCGAAAGACGACUCCGGAGGAGGCUAAGGACAACUGGGAGAGCCAGUUCAGCUUCUCCUUGAAGAAGUGUAGCCAUGCCAACUGGAAUGGCAAGUGUAAGAAAACCGAAGAGGGCCAGGAGUGUUUCCAGGGCAUGCGCCUCCGCCAGUACCACAUGUUGUGCGGUGCUCUGCUGCGUGUGUGGAAGCGGGUGUCCGAUGUGGUGUCAGACAUCACCAGCUCUAGUAUACUACAGAUCGUUCGCCUCAAAACAAAGCAGCACAACAAGCAAGUCGGCAUCAAGAUCCCAGAGAUCUGCGUGGCCCGAGUGCGCGAGGAGCUUUUACUAAUGGACGAGGAGGUGAAAAGGCGGCGCAAGGAGAGGGAGAAGCAAGCUUUGGAGCAGCGUCUGGCUGAAGAGCGUAUGCGUAAAAUGGAGCAAGAGAACAAGCACCUCCUGGCUAAUCUGUUCAGCCAGAAACCGGUUGCCAACCAGUCUCUGGCCCAGUCACUCCUCCAGAGCCAGAUCCUCAAACAGAAACUGAACCCGCUACAAAAGGCACAGAUGGCAGGCAUCUCCCAGCUACAGAGGAUGCAGGCCGCCCACAGCCAGGCCGCCUUGCAGCAGCCCCUGCAGAGUCAAGGCCUGUUGUCUUUACAGAGAAACCCCUCUCAAAGUCAGCAACUGACCUCUAACAGCUGGCCCAGCAAGUCCUCCAAGCAGGCUCUUGUACGCAACGCGGUCAGCCACAGCUCCAAUUUCUCCCAAUAUUACCCCCAGCCCUUCUUAUCUUCGUUCCCCCAGCUGAAGAACCCGCCUGUCCCCAUCCAUCAAACCACACUCUCCACCAGUUUGUCUUCUCAAAAACCCCAGGAAGAAAUUCUGGACCUGACUGUGAGCUCGCCGUCCCCGUCGCCGGACAGCACCGAGGGUGGGCUGGGCCUGGAUAACCUUACGGGACCAUCUGGAGCGUUCGUGGAUGACUUCGGCCUGGAGUCGCUCAUCUCGCAGAAUGCCCAACAGCAGCAGCUUCCACCGCCACCGCCCUUGGUUCUGCAGCAGCCGCAGAACCACGGCCUGCUAGGCAACAACCACCAGGACUUAUUAGACCUCUUUGACCUGCCCAUCUCCCCGCAGAUGCCCACGCAGAAAGCCAGCCCAUCAUCCUCGGCCUCCUCCAGCUCCUCCUCCAUGUCCUCCACCUCCUCUCACGUUUCCCCCCUCGUACAAACCUCCCCACUCUUUUCCAACCCGGCCCCUUCCUCCUCCUCUCUGUUUGCAAACACUUCUUCCCACUUCUCUGCCAACUAUCUCCUCCCCCCAUCGGACUCUCUCUCCCUGCCCAACGGCCACUGCAGCUCUGGUGCUCUUGACGUGCGCGAGGCUCUGAACAGCAUGCUGCAGGCAGGGCCGGACCGCAAGUCCGUCAUUCACUACCGGCAGCAAGACUGAGGAUCUAAACCACAGCGGCUUAUUCUCACUCUUGUAACGGCUUUUAAAGCAGAUUUUAACACGUGUCAUUUAACUGCUGUCUCCCAUCCAAAGCCGACCCCUCUAUAGCCCUCAACCCCUCGCAUCCUCAUAGUCACAUCACUGCCUGUCCUGCUCACAGUCUUCUCUCUCCACCUGUAGCGAUCGCCUCCUCCUGGUUGCUAUGGUGACGACGAACGUCUGCGCCAAAGUGUGUCCUCCGCAGCUCAUGGCAGCUGUAAACUUUUAUCAAACUCACAUGAACAAAAAACUUGUUCAUCCUCGCGUAGAGUCCUUUAACAGACCCCCUCCUCCACUUCCCUCCUUUGACGAGGUAUUGGACAUUGCUGGAAGCUUUUGUAAAACUUGACAUGUCUUUGCUUGACUCAAGACGCAAAGGUGGUGACGAACUGGAAUAGAAGAGGAAGAAACUUUGGCUGACAAACCUUAAAAUGCCUCCCUUCCCCGACACGCUCCCUCUUGUUUGUGUCCACCGCCCCUCAUGGUAGAUGAAAUGGGGAGCAGCAGUCUGCAAACAGUGCCUUUGGAGAAAUCUAUAAAUGCAGUCUUUUAAGAAAAAAAAUCCAUGUAGCCUAAUGUAUAGAUUUGUAUUUUAAUUUAAAUAUAUUUGUAUUUAAC
Molecule: messenger RNA, 5730 nt
Organism: Dunckerocampus dactyliophorus (ringed pipefish)
Lineage: Eukaryota; Metazoa; Chordata; Actinopteri; Syngnathiformes; Syngnathidae
Gene: sbno2b
Product: protein strawberry notch homolog 2
Exons: 32
Coding region: 274-5073 (1599 amino acids)
Biological process (GO): regulation of DNA-templated transcription
Cellular component (GO): nucleus
Molecular function (GO): histone binding; chromatin DNA binding
Source: RefSeq, a predicted model, not a curated record